Messenger RNA from Adineta ricciae, 501 nucleotides. The record is from the annotation of a GenBank genome assembly. Lineage: Eukaryota; Metazoa; Rotifera; Eurotatoria; Adinetida; Adinetidae.
AUGACAUCGAAACAAACACGAGUUGGUAUGGGCUUUGAUGCUCAUCGUUUCCUUCCAACAAAAAACGGCCCUUCGAACAAAAUUAUGCUCUGUGGAGUACCAGUUCCGUCAGAAUAUGAUGUGGAAGCUAAUUCAGAUGGUGAUGUCGGAAUUCAUGCACUCGUGGACGCUUUACUCGGUUCAAUAGCUGCAGGUGAUAUUGGUAUGCAUUUUACUCCAAAUGAUUCACAAUGGGCAAGAGCAAAAUCUGAAAUCUUUCUCAAACAUGCUUUAAAAAUGGUGCACGAGAAAGGUGGUGAAAUAGUUAAUAUAGAUAUCACUAUUAUCGGUGAAAGACCUCGUGUGUUUCCACAUCGAGAAAAUAUGCGUAAGAUGCUUAGUGAAUUAUUGGCAUUAGAUAUAGAUCGUGUCAGUGUCAAGGCGACUACAACGGAAAAAAUGGGUUUUACUGGAAGAAAAGAAGGCAUUGCUGCACAAGCAAUAGUUAGUGUCCUUGUGUGA